Desarmillaria tabescens is the source of this 1229-nucleotide messenger RNA. RefSeq lists its product as uncharacterized. Gene Ontology annotation, cellular component: mitochondrion. The record is from RefSeq and is a predicted model, not a curated record. Lineage: Eukaryota; Fungi; Basidiomycota; Agaricomycetes; Agaricales; Physalacriaceae. Gene Ontology annotation, molecular function: (3R)-hydroxyacyl-[acyl-carrier-protein] dehydratase activity. The coding region runs from base 43 to 1005 and encodes 320 amino acids. The transcript has 3 exons.
GGCAAGAUUUGUCUGGCGCCUCUGUCGACACGGGCGGCGGUGAUGUCAUUGACCCUGCUUUCAACGAUGCUUAGAGCAGGUAUUCAGCGUCUUGCUGCUCGACGGCUGUACUCGUCAGAUGCAGCCUACAAUUUCGAAGCGUUGGACAAAUGGAUCGCCUCGCCGAAACAGUACAUUCUGAACGACACCCUCCAUCCAGAGCAUCUAUCUGAUCUCUAUGUGACUCUUCCUACCCGCGACGGAAUACGCAAACCGUUCCAUGCGCCAGAGCCGUCGACACCGAUGGGUUACGGUCACCAUACAACAUUCUUCUACCCUCGCAUUCCUGAGCCCUUCCUGCGUAGAGACGGCACGGAUGCAGAUUUCUGUCCACCGGAACCGUUCACUCGCAGGAUGUGGGCAGGCGGAAAGAUAUCGUGGAUGGCGGGAAACCCUCUGCUUAUUGGUGGCAAGGCGACUGCUAAAAUGACGAUAGGCUCUGUCGAAAAGAAGAACUUUGACCGUGGACGUCCUAUCGUGUUUGUGAACAAGAAAAUCGAGAUCUCCAUGGAGGAUUCGGCUGUUCCCUCUGUGGUUGAGGAAAGGGUGCAUGUUUAUUUGCCCGUUGCUGCUACAGUUAAGAAGGAGCCUCGUCAAGUUCCUGGGAUACCAAACUCAUCUGAUUUCUCAUUCACUUACAAGCCGACGCUGACGACAUUGUUUCGAUUUUCUGCGCUCACCUUCAAUGCGCACCAUAUCCAUCUAGACAAGGAUUAUGUGCGCAACUUUGAAGGAUAUCCAGAGCGUCUAGUUCACGGACCUCUUACGGCCCUCAUGAUGCUUGAAACAGCCACUGAGCAAAACCCGGGUGUCGAGAUCAAGACAUUCGAAUACCAGGCCACGAAUCCUCUCAUCGUCAAUCGACAACAUACAAUCUUUGGACAAUGGACAGGCGACAAGGCAUUUAUGUGGUGUCAGGACGAAGACGGAGUGGUCGGCAUGACGGGAACGGUCAUUUUUGACUAAUUGUAGCGGAGAACGCAUGAAUGGAUCACAUAUAGAAACACAGCAUUUAUAUAAAGGAGACAAAGAGAUAUCGGUUGAUGAAGUCUAAUCAGAGGCAUUAAUACUAUCUACAAUAUCCCUGUAUACACUCCCAACAGAUGGUCAGAUGAUACCAAUUUGUAGUCGUCUUCCCUGGGUGCUCGUCAUGAUGAAUGAGUACUUGGAGAACUGCGGUAACACAUGAA